This is a messenger RNA of Scylla paramamosain (green mud crab), 1269 nucleotides long. RefSeq lists its product as uncharacterized. The transcript is spliced from 3 exons. The record is from RefSeq and is a predicted model, not a curated record. NCBI's taxonomy places the organism in Eukaryota, Metazoa, Arthropoda, Malacostraca, Decapoda, Portunidae. Bases 246 to 947 code for a protein of 233 amino acids.
UCUUUUGCUAGGGACUGACACCUUAGUGGACCUUCUUUUUAAGUCUUUUUUUUUUGGGUGGGGGGAGAGUGUGCUCCCUAGACCAGUGCCCCUCUUACAGAGAGAGAGAGAGAGAGAGAGAGAGAGAGAGAGAGAGAGAGAGAGAGAAACAGUUGCCGAAAAAAAGACAGUCUCGAACUCUCCCGAAAGUCACAACAAACAACAAACUGAGGCGCGUAAGGUCCUAACAUUGUAGUCACAGCCCAAUGGAUGAAGAGGAAUGGGGAGAGCUUGAUGAAAAUGCUAUGGAAGAAUGUAUGAUACUGGCCACACAGUUAUGUACACAGCAACAGGAUGUCACAGGUGGCCAGAACAACCCUUACAAAGCAGCAGCUCCUCACAGUAAGCAACACCCUGAGACUGCACCCAGAAAAGUUGCAGGUGUAGUAAACAAUGGCACUGUGAGGGACAGUGGAGUAAGCAGCACAAGGACCAGCAAUUUGCAUCACUCAGUCAGUAACAUAAAUGGCUGUGUUAAUCAAAAGAAAGAUAUAUCCAGUAGUUACAUGAGCAGGUUCAGCGAUUUUUCUACUGCAAGCACCUGUUCACACCCAAACACAUCAAUGAGGAAGCCAGUGGCAGGCCCAGUAAGAAGUGGCAGUCUAGUAGUAGGUUCAAGGAGUAGCCCCAGCAAGGCCAAGAGUGCCACUAACUAUUGGCUGGGAAAUUAUGUAAGUGGAACAAGCAAUCAUGUCCCAGUGAAGAAGGCUGAAGAAAAGACAAAUCUUGAUGAAAGGAUUCUUAUGAUGCAGGGAGAGAUUUCCCUGCUGCGAUCAGAACUGAAGAGGAAAGAGACUACUUUAGAGACGGAGCGCUUGGACCACUGUGCUGCCAUUGAGGCUGCGGAAAAAAAAAGGAAGAGAAAAGGCUUGUCAUUUUAUUGUUUGUGUGAAAUUUUAACAAAUUAGUGUAAUAUGAGCCUUGCAUUACACUGUCAGAAAGACCAUUUUAUAUUACAGUUGUUAAUUAUGAUGAAUUGUAAUUUUUAGUAUUUUUGUUACAUGGGAAUUAUUUAUAUUCCUAGAGUCUAACCACAGAUUAUGACAUCAAGAUAGGUAAUGAAUUCUUUGCACGCUACAGAAAAGACUUUUGUAAUGUCAUUGCUUGUUCUCUUCUUGCUGAUUUUUUUUUUUUUUUUUCCAGGUAAUUAAACUGGCAGCAGAAGCAGACAUGAAGCUGAAGGAUAAAAGCAUGGCAUUUGAUAAAUUACAAGGAGAACUUCACUUCAAG